AUCGAAUGCGAAAAUCCAGCGAUUUAUAUUUUUGGGGCAAAGCGAGCGGGCGGUGGGAGCGGGCAGGGGUGCGACGGAAACAGGGGCCGCUUCCCCUUCCGCCCUGCGCCGUGCACGGCCGGCUCCGCUUGCGGGUGCUUUCAUUCCCCCGGCAUUCAGCCCUGUGAUUCGAGCAGGAAACAUGCUCCAAUUAACCCCCCGGCGUUAACGAAGCCCCAGCACGGCCGGGGCUGCCCGCCGGGUCCGGGGUCCGUCCCUGCAGCGGUGCUCGAUAGGGAAACCCCCCUUACAGCCCACCUGCGCUCCCUGUAAUCCCUGCCUGGAAAUUAUUUAUAUUCCAUAUAUCGCUAAAAUAUUAUCACUAUUAUAAUUAUAAAAAAUCAUACUAAUUAUUAAAUUAUAGUAAUUAUUUAUCCCGUUCCUGAUUUAUCCUCCCGGCUGGCACAACCGCCUGUGAACCCCCCUCUGUGCCUGCAGCAAUUCGCGUUCGCGGGUGUUUUUACAGGGUUGAUACACCAUUCUCGCGGCUGUUGGCACCAAGCCGCUGCCUCGAUGCUGCUUGGGGGUGAAUCGUCCUCCAGCCGAGCAGCCCCAGGUCCCACCUGCCCCGAAUUAUUUAGCAAUAACGAAUGAUUUAUAAGUAGUUUGGCCCGAGGAGGUUUCAGGUGUGUUGGCAGCAUGAUGGUGGCUGGUGGCUGGCUGCUGCUUCGCAGCAUCUUUUGGCUGCUGGGAGGUAGGAGCGGAGCUCUCCUCCGCCCUGCCGAGGAUUCGGGGGUCGCACGAAGCUUUUUUGCUCCGUUGUUAUGGCCGCCGCGGCCCGGCUCAGCCUCUGGUCCCCUCGCAGGUGGCCCUGGGGACGCGUGGGGCAUGGGGACCCCCCAGCGUGAUGGUGGCCCGUGGGGCGAUGACAUCCUCAGCAUCAACGGAGCACUCGAGGUGCCCAACAGCAGCUUCCUCCUCGAAGGGGACAUCGUCCGGGUGGGCACCUCCAGAGCGCUCGCGUCCGCCAACGCCAAGUGGCCCAAGAGGAGAGGCGUCGUCCACAUCCCCUACGCCGUGGCCGGCCGAUAUGGUAGGUGGGAGCGGAGGUGGCUCCCGCGGGGACGUGCCGCGGCCGGGUGCCGAGCCGCCGCGUCUUCUCCCGGCAGACAACGCCAGCCUGAAGGCGCUCGAGGAAGCGUUCGGCGACUUUGCGAGGCUCACGUGCGUCCGCUUCGUCCCGCGCUCCUCCCAGAGGGACUUCGUCUCCAUCGCUCCCAUGGCUGGGUGCUUCUCCAGCGUGGGCCGCGCCGGCGGGAUGCAGCCGCUCUCCCUGGCGCCCGCCUGCCUGCGCGGGGGCAAGGGGGUGGCCCUGCACGAGCUCAUGCACGUGGCCGGCUUCUGGCACGAGCACAGCCGCGCUGACCGCGACGACUACAUCAGCAUCUCCUGGGACAACAUCCUGCCCGGUUUUGAGGGCAACUUCAUGAAGUCCCGGACGCCCAACAUGCUGGUGGGCUACGACUACUCCUCGGUGCUGCACUACAGCAGAUACGCCUUCAGCCGGAGCGGGGCACCCACCAUCACGCCGCUGCGGGCCCCGGCGGCCCCCCUGGGCCAGCGACGGGGGCUCAGCGCCUCCGACGCCGCUCGGGUCAACCGGCUCUACGGCUGCCGGGACGCCGCCGCGGCUCCGGGGCUGAGUCCCCGCCCGCUGCCCCCUGCCAGCGCCCCGCCCGCCCUGGGGACCCCCGGCGGCCCCCAUCCUGCGCCGGGAGCCUGGACGGAGGUGGCCACGGCGGGGACCGGAGAGGGAUGCUCCGAGGGCUGCACCGCGCCGGGGGCCGAGACGAGCGGAUAAACCCCCCCGCCGCGCUCCUGCACGGAGACGGUGGAUCAUUGCAAUAAAUAAAGAUAUUCUGGGGGGGAUC
Dromaius novaehollandiae (emu) is the source of this 1910-nucleotide messenger RNA. RefSeq names its product astacin like metalloendopeptidase (gene ASTL). Gene Ontology annotation, molecular function: zinc ion binding; metalloendopeptidase activity. Gene Ontology annotation, biological process: proteolysis. The coding region runs from base 887 to 1840 and encodes 317 amino acids. The record is from RefSeq and is a predicted model, not a curated record. The transcript is spliced from 6 exons. Lineage: Eukaryota; Metazoa; Chordata; Aves; Casuariiformes; Dromaiidae.